Molecule: messenger RNA, 4190 nt
Organism: Clupea harengus (Atlantic herring)
Lineage: Eukaryota; Metazoa; Chordata; Actinopteri; Clupeiformes; Clupeidae
Product: leucine-rich repeat neuronal protein 1
Cellular component (GO): plasma membrane
Molecular function (GO): protein binding
Source: RefSeq, a predicted model, not a curated record
UGCUUCAAAUACAGUGGGAGCCACACACAGGACAGGUUAAGGUACAUCAGUGAGCGGACCCGGAGACAGAUCUUGGACCCCCUGACUGCGGUUCAGAAAAUCGAGUCCGGUAGGGAGCCUACACAUGCAUGCUUCAAGCGAUCUUCCAUCAACAAAAGGAUAUGCCAUUACUGGCAAAAUAGUCCGCACUGACGAUUUGCAAGCGAAGGAGGUCCAAGGAAUCUCCUCAAUUGGACUCCGCCUGCAUUUGCCGGAGCGAUUUCUCAUUGAUCAACCUGCUUCAACGCUCGUGUGGGCGCAUGCAGACGACAGCGAGCGCCUGAAUAUUUGGACUGGGUGACAGCAGCUUUCAAGCCCUCCCAUCUUAGGUCACCUUACCAUCUGUGAAGACUAAGCCAUUGCUUGAAAAAGUUUUAAAGAAGUUCACCAUGAAGAGAACUGGAGUCAGUUUUUCGCUCUUCACUUAUCUCCUGCUUGCUAUGAGCCAUUGCCCCCUGGUGGGUUCCUUCUGCCCAGCGCAGUGCGUGUGUGAAACCCGUCCUUGGUACACGCCACAGUCUGUCUACCACCAGGCCAAGACAGUGGACUGUAAUGAGCUUCAUCUGAGCCAUGUCCCUUGGAAUAUUUCAGGAGACACUCAAGUGUUGCUCCUCCAAAGCAACAACAUUUCCUCUGUGUCACAGGAGCUCCAGAGGCUGGUCAAUCUCACCGAACUGGACCUCUCCCAGAACCAUUUCACCCGCAUCAAAGAUAUCGGCUUGAAUCCCCUGACACAGCUUGUCACGCUGUACCUCGAGGAGAACCAACUGAAAGAGAUUCCAGAUUAUAGUCUCAAGGAUUUGGUGAAUUUAGAGGAGCUGUAUGUUAAUCACAAUCAGAUAUCCUCCAUUGGCCCCAAAGCCUUUUCAGGCUUGGUAAACCUUCUGCGUCUUCACCUCAACUCCAAUAAGCUGGUGGCUAUCGACAGCCAAUGGUUUGAAUCUCUUCCCAGCCUGGAGAUCCUGAUGAUUGGAGAAAACCCAAUUCUGGGGUUGCAGGAUAUGAGCUUUCACCCACUGGUAAAACUGCAUAGCUUAGUGCUCGCUGGCAUGGGACUCAUGGAAGUGCCAGCGGGGGCAUUUCAAGGGUUGGAAUACCUCGAGAGUCUCUCCUUCUUUGAUAACAAGUUGACAGCAGUGCCCAAGGAGGCUUUGCGUGUUCUCCCGAAUCUCAAGUUCUUGGACCUCAACAAGAACCCCAUCACUCGAGUGCAGGAAGGAGACUUCCGUGAUUUCCCCCACUUGGAGGAGCUGAGCCUGAACAACAUGGAAGAGCUAAUUGCUGUGGAGAGGGGAGCAUUCGCAAACCUUCCGGAGAUGGCCAAACUAGAGCUGUACAACAACCCACAUUUGUCCUAUAUAGAUCGCAGUGCUUUCUUGGAUGUGAAUGGACUUCGCACUUUAAUGAUCCACAAUAAUGACAUUAGCCUGUUGCCACAUGAGAUUUUAGGCUCUUUCCCCAACCUGGAUGAAGUCAGCCUUCACAGUAACCCCCUCAGGUGUGACUGUCUGUCUAACUGGGGACCAGUUCUGGGCAACCAAUCCACACUCAAGCUGCUAGAAUCCCAAAUCACCCUAUGUGCCUACCCUCCUCAUCUGAUUGGGCGUUCCCUUCAGGAAGUGGUCACAACUAGUUGGAAUGUGGUUAGCAACACCUGCCUCCCUCAAAUCUCCCUCUAUACCUUCCCUCCCCAGCUCAAUGUGUCAGCUGGUCAACCUUUGACCUUAGAGUGCUGGGCUUUUGCUGACCCUGCGCCUCAGUUCUAUUGGGUGACCCCCACAGGGGACAAGGUGACCUCGGAGGUCAUAGCAUCGCAGAUGAUUAAUGACAGCAGCACCAAGAAGCACCGGCUCCAGGAUCAAGGUGCUCUGGAGAUCCUCCACAUUGAGCCAGAGGACGCUGGCCUCUACACGUGUGUCGCAUGGAAUGCAGAAGGAGCAGACACACGGAGUGUGUUAGUGUUCGUAGAGAGAAGUGAUGGUUACGGCGGCCAGCGCAGCUUUGUUGGUCCAGGCUUCAUAAACACCUCUGGGGCGCUGGUUGUGCUUGCCAAGAUCAUUCACUCUCAGUCAGUGGUGCUAGAGUGGAAACUGAAUGCUCCCGCAUCCCAUCCAGGCCAUGAGGUCCCCCAGCCUAAGUGGGUCAGCGCAACCAUGAAGAUCGACAACCAGCACAUCAGUUACUCCACCAAGGUCCCCGUCGAUGUCCAGGAGUAUAACCUGACUCACCUGCUGCCCUCGACUGAGUACAGAGUAUGUCUGACAAUGGCUGCCACAGAGCUGCAGACACAGCAUUCCUGCAUUAACGUCACCACAAAGGAUGCCAGUUUCGCCGUGGAGAUGGUUGCCCAGCCGACCAAUGUCGCCUUGGCAGCAGUCAUGGGGUCCAUGUUUGCCAUCUGCAUCAUGGCCCUAUUGGUCUUCUACAUGGGGCGACGCAUGAAGCAAAAAUCCUGCCACCACUCCCUAAAGAAGUACAUGCAGCACGCCACAUCCAUCCCACUGAAUGAGCUCUACCCCCCUCUUAUCAACCUGUGGGAAAACGAGACUGAGAAAGAGAAAGAGGGUUCAGUUGAUUCACAGAACUCACAGAUUGACACCUCAAAAACAUAUAUGUGGUAGGUCGGACUUGCAGGUUUAGUGGGAAAGACAGAAAGGACGUUCACAAGCGGCUUCUGUAUUGUAUUAAAAAAAAAACAUUUAUCUUAUUAAUAACAAAAAUGUCUUUGUGAACAAAAUAUAUAUGUAUUUUUAGACUGUACAUCUCUCUUUUUGCACACACACUUUGAGUUGAGCAGUUGCAUUUGCUUCCAGCUAUAAUAGAGAGAAUUAGCUGUGAAAUCCAUGGCCUAAAAUACACCCAUGCAGCACAGAGAUUUGUAUUUUUUGAGUGACAUUGUACCAUUCAGCAUGCAGAGCAUUUAUUACUUAAUAGCUAUCGCUAAUUAUAUUUAUUUGUAAUUUAAGCGUUUCUACAUAAACAGGUAUAACUGACGGCGAAAGGCAGGUCGUCACAUCUCACAGGGGUAAAGAUGAUUCCAAAUCACUGUAUAGGAUUCUUAGCAUGUUUUUGCAUGUUAUCCUUGUUCUCAUACAGUGAGUCCCACUUUCCUACCUUCUCUAACCUCUUAAAAAGGUGCAGCCACAAGGUGAUAUUUUGUACUUUACACUUUUUACACUACAAUUCGUUUAUGACUAAUCCUAUCAGCUGGAAAACAAUGAUCGAAGUGUAACAUUAACAUCUUCAAAACAACACUCACUUGUUCAACCUACAAAAAUAUCAGGGGAAAUUAACAUAUAAUAUGCAAAUUAAAUAUUUCUCAUUUGUUUCUCUAUGAUUUGGAUGAAGCGAUUUUUAUUUGCCAUUGUUCAUAACCAGUUGGCAAUAUUGAUAAAUCAACCAGCCGCAAUAUGAUUUCGACAUAAUUCUGAUAUUUUAUAUCUGAUUUUGAUCGUCAGCAUUACCUGAAAGUGGUAUUUUGUUUUUCGGCAAAUCUGUCAGAAACUUCACAUGCAGAUGAACUGAAGGACAUUCAUCUGGACUGCAUAUCCAAAAACAUAUUGCUUAAUGUUAUAUGAUAUUCAAAAUUGCUGUUGUCGUGUACUUUCUCAGAUGGACUGUUAACAACCAUGACACCUGCAGAAUAUAUUCAUUUUGGCUAUUUAUAUUAUUGGUCUCAGUUGGCUCUAAGGGCAUUGUAUCCAGGCAUUUAAAGCUUUAUUUAGUGUUGUACUUUGUAAAAAAAAAAACAAGAAAAACUGUCAUCACACAUCAAAUGAGAUGAAAUGAGAGACUUUAUUUAUUUAUUGCCUUGGUUAUUGAUCUUCUAAGUUCAAUACUUCAAUACUAACCCUAAACAAUUGCAUUUUCAUUACUAGUGAGUUGUAGUGCACUGACAUUGUCAUCUUAGCUUCCAUGCCUCUCAGGCAGAGGUGCCCUCUAGUGGUCAAAGAUCCUGAUGUCCAAGAUGAAGUCAUGAUUUGUUGUGACAGAGAAUAACAGGGUAUUUUAUAUUAGAGAAUCUAUUGUGAUAUUUUAUUCAAGUAAACAAGUAAUAAUCUACACUUGAAGACAUGUCGAUCUUUGUCAAAUAGUUGAGAAGUGAUGGUGUAUGCUGUACUUUUAGAACAAAUAAACAACCACUACAAUUG